This is a messenger RNA of Haliotis rufescens (red abalone), 3966 nucleotides long. RefSeq names its product chloride channel protein C-like. Gene Ontology annotation, molecular function: voltage-gated chloride channel activity. Bases 220 to 2823 code for a protein of 867 amino acids. The transcript has 18 exons. Gene Ontology annotation, cellular component: intracellular membrane-bounded organelle; membrane. Gene Ontology annotation, biological process: chloride transport; transmembrane transport. The record is from RefSeq and is a predicted model, not a curated record. NCBI's taxonomy places the organism in Eukaryota, Metazoa, Mollusca, Gastropoda, Lepetellida, Haliotidae.
UAACACGACAGGGGUGACAAGAGUUCUCACUGCCGUGUACCGACCGAUACGACCCAGCCAGGAAGGUUAAAUCUAGAUGUUCCUCAAAACUAACAAACAUACGUAUACGAAGAAGGACCCAUUGUUCAUUACUUAAGGGAAUUGAAAGAACUGCUGAUAUUCUUACAAGGUGUUUCCAUGACGUGAGGACACCGCCCUUACGAGCGCCACGACUUCACCAUGGAGCAUCCGGGUUCUUCCCCUGGGUAUUCCAGGUUUACUGACACCGGUGAGAACAGUUCGGACUCUCUGAACAAACCAGCACAUCGGCAGUUACAAGAAACUGGGUCAGCCUUCGAGCCCCCAACAGACGAUCAGAUGUUUCAUGUGAGCGAUGACAACUAUGGGGUAUUUGAAAGUGGCCGAGACUAUGAGCCUGUGUACGUUACUCACAAGUACACAGAAAAGGAGAAGGAAACUCUAGCUUCCUUCGAGAGCUUGGAUUAUCUCCCUUCACACAGCUUCGUGUACAAGCGAUGGAUCAGAAAACAAGCUAUCGGCAGAUUGGAGCUGGACCGCUGGCUGAUGAUGGGGAUGAUCGGCUUCAGUGUCGGCUUCAUCGGCUUCCUGCUGCAUCAGCUGAUCGAGGUCAUAGCCAAGGUCAAGUGGGACAAUAUACAGAAGUUCCUUGACCAGGACCAGAUGGGUAUUGCGUGGGUGUUCGGCGUCGCCUACAGCGUCAUCUUCAUCAGCUUUAGUGCCGGCAUCGUUGUGUUCUGGAGACCAAGUGCAAGUGGCUCUGGCAUCCCGGAAGUGACCGGCUUUCUGAAUGGGACACAUGUACAUCAUAUCUUCAACUUCCGGACAAUGAUUGUCAAGUUCCUUUCAUGCGUGGCAGCGAUUGGCUGUGGGAUGCCAGUCGGCCCCGAGGGUCCAAUGAUCCAUUUAGGAGGGCUGGUCGGAGCUGGAUUGAGCCAGGCAAGGUCAGAGACCUUCAAAUUCAACGCCCCGUUCUUCAAGAGGUUCCGAAACUCCGAAGACAGGAGAAACUUCGUAUCCGCCGGAGUGGCCGCGGGGGUGUCGUCAGCGUUCGGUGCUCCAGUCGGCGGGCUGCUGUUCGCGAUGGAGGAGAUGGCGUCGUUCUGGACCACGGCCCUGUCCUGGCAGAUCUUCUUCUGUUGUAUGAUCUCCACCUUCACCACCGAUCUCUUCAACUCCGCCUUCGAGGGAUUCAGCUACACCGGCAGCUUUGGCGAGUUCAAGCUGGAGAGAUACAUUCUGUUCAACAUUGAUAAGAGUGUUAACAUAAACAUCCUGAUGUUCAUCCCCACCGUCGUGAUCGGCGUCAUCGGCGGCGUCACGGGCGCCCUCUUCACCAUCAUCAACCUCAAGCUCACCCGCGGCCGGAAGCGACUUCUGUCUUGGAUCAGCAGAAACUGGGCGCAGAAGGCUUUCAGGCUAGGGGAACCUGCCCUGAUAAUGGUGAUAGUUACCACUGUGGUGGUAUUUCUGCCCUCGGCGUUCGCGUGUUCUCACUACAAGUGUAUGCAAGCGGAGACUGGUCCCAUCGUAACAGACUGCUUCAACGAUACCCGCAGUGCAUUGCACGUAGAGCCGGCCGUCAUGACCUACACGUGUGUCAAAGGUCACAGCUGGCAGAUCAGUCAGACCACGUGGUACACAAAUGGGACCUACAAUGAAUUGGCCUCCUUGUUGUUUGGUACUCUGGAGACAGCCGUGAAGCAUCUGUUUUCUCGCGGGACCCACGUCCAGUUCGGCUAUGCCACGCUGUUCACAGCCUUCCCCUACUUCUUCCUGGCUGUCUGCUGGUCCUCCGGCACCUCCGUGUCCUGUGGCAUGCUGGUCCCCAUGUUGUUAAUCGGCUCCCUGUAUGGCCGCAUUGUCGGCAUGAUUCUGGUGUCCAUGUUUGGAGUCCACACCGAGACGAGCGGCUACUGGUCGUGGAUGGACCCCGGGGCCUUCGCCCUCAUCGGAGCGGCCUCCUUCUUUGGGGGCGUGUCCAGACUUACCCUAGCUGUCACUGUCAUCAUGAUGGAGCUGACGAACGAUGUGCAGGUUCUACUCCCGGUGAUGGUGGCGGUGAUGGUAUCCAAGUGGGUGGGGGACUACUUCACUCAUCCCAUCUUCCACGCACAGCUGGAGCUCAAGUGUAUCCCAUUCCUUGACACAGAGCCAAAAAUAAUGAACAAUGGAAAAAUACUUCAGCUGGACCUGUUCUAUGCCAAGGAUAUUAUGUCCACGCCAGUUGUGAGAGUGCAUCAAGUAGAGUCGGUUUUCGUAAUAGCAGACCUGCUACUGACGACCACUCACGGGGGAUACCCUGUGGUCAAGAUGGACAGGCACGGACAGGAGAUCUUCUAUGGCUUAAUUACAAGGCUGGAGCUGAUCGUGCUGCUGAUGCAUGAAGAGAUGUUCCAGGGAAAUGAUGAAGCUGAGCCACACGAAGAGGUCAAACUUGUAAACUAUGAAAAGCUGAUGCUCGAGAAGUUGUCCAACCCUAAAGUGACCUUCGACACCCUACAGAAGUACAUAAACGAAGAGGACUACAAGCAGCGCUAUAUCAACCUGAGUCCGUACAUCAACCAGUCAUCCUUCACAGUGCCGGAGAAGUUCUCCCUUCAUCGUACAUACAUCGUACUGCGCACACUCGGCAUGCGCCACCUGGUGGUGACAGACGACGAGAACAGGGUGGUUGGCUUCAUCACACGCAAAGACUUGAUGGGUUUUAACAUCGAAGAGAAAUUGAACUCAGUGAUGGAGAAUCAGAUUGAGACGCAGCACAGGCGAGAAACACUUUGUAGUGUAUCGUCCUUACCCUCUUGAUAUUUGUAUUACUUUAUUUUAACUGAUAUUUCUCCUCUGGGUAUGGGAAAACACCAUGUCCAGGCAAUGAUGCACGUGCGCAAUGAAACCUCGUUGAUCCAUACAGUAGCGUUGAAAUCAUCCGGCUUAACAAGUUUUCGGAUUGCCUAGUCAUGGGUACUGGGUAAUGUCACCUUGUAUGCGUGCAAGCGCUUCCCGCAGGAAUAGUCCGGGUUGUUUCCAGAUUAACGGUGUCUAGAUUAGCGAGGUUUCACUGUAUAUGUAAAGACAGCGGACAUUAAUCCGUAUUUUGAUUCAGACGAUUUCAUUGGAAUAACACUGUCCGGAUUAACGGGGUGUUAUUUUAUCAGUGUUCGAGCCGACUAUAGCAGGUUUUAAUUAUUUUGAGGAACCCACAAACAUCGGGCCCGAUUUUGAAUGGUACUUUUUAAUAUUUUAAAAAGAACGUAAAGCACUUUUAUUGCAUCAUGAUUCAACGUUUUUACAACACUGCACACUACCACGUGGACAGGCGUUUUAGGGGAUGUUUUGUUUCCAUGUUAAAAGUAAGUAUUAAAAAAAGUAAAAAGUAAAUUGAUCAAUUGAGAUUAAGAACAGUUUGGAUGCAACAAGUGACUUGAUAUACUUCAGUAAUUUGUAGCGAAAUUACAAAUAUUUUCCGAAUAAAAUAAAAUGACAGUUAUUUCCAGUUACAUUGCAUCUGUAUGUAAUACGUUUAUAUCUAUAACGAACUGCAAUCCUUCUGAUCCAUGGCACAUUCAUUGAACUUUAUUUACACUCGGUGUCCGGGACGCCAACAUCGGCAUUACAGGGUGAAAUUAAUAAGAGUUACCUCCCUUUGUCCGAUGCUGUACAAGCUCCUUCCCAGGGCCUUAACAUCUUACCCUCACGGUAUCAUCGAGAUAGUAUAUAGAGAGCUCCUAGAACGGGCUAUCGCUGUGGGGAGCUUGGAUGUUGGAUUCACAAAACUAUAAUUAAAAAAAAUACGAACAGAGGAACCGAGGUAACUGUUUGUGUGUUCACGACAUAAUACCGAAGUAUAACAACACUCACCUACUUCAUGGAAGUCAAUCCAGUUUUCUUACUCUGUGACACUGUAUAUAGGCUGAAGGUCUUAAGUUCAAUAAACAAAUUUUGGCUUGA